This is a messenger RNA of Coregonus sp. 'balchen', 11195 nucleotides long. The record is from the annotation of a GenBank genome assembly. Lineage: Eukaryota; Metazoa; Chordata; Actinopteri; Salmoniformes; Salmonidae.
AUGAAGCCCACCGAAAUGGCUAAAGAAGGAGCAGAGAUGACAGAGGAAACUGAGCACAUGAUAGAGAAGAAUGGCGCAAAGGAAACAGAAAAUGUAGUAUCUGCAGGAGAUGCCAAAGAAAUGCGAGCCGUAAUACUGUCCGGUUUUGGGGGUCUCAACAAACUCCGGGUAACCAAGAAGGCGAUGCCUGAGCCACAGGAAGGAGAAGUGAAAAUUCGCGUCAAAGCAUGGUAAACGUUGGAUAGUAAACUGUUGAUGUAAUUGUUACAUUGAUGCCUGCCUAUAUGAUUUUAAAAUAUCAGUGUUGCGAAGUUACCAUAAAUGUAGUGCAACAUGUUGCAGAUUCUGAUUCAGUAUGGGCGAGCCAUGAAUAAACCUUUAAUUAAAGUAGGUUCAACUCGACCUGUAUAGUUUGUAAAAGUGACACGAGAAAAGGACUCAUUGCAUUCAUGAAGCCACAUGUCCUCUGAUGGUUCACUGUCUGUAAUAGAUGAUUAAUAAGGACUGUCUGUGGACCAGUCAUGCAAAUGAAAAGCAAAAACACCUGCAAUGUUGGAAUUAAUUAGAAUUUGUCUUGAUAAAAUUAUUUGCUUGGCUUGUUCUUGACUGAUAAUCUUUAUGAGCUUUUUAUUGGAUCUGGCAGAAGGGGGAAUAGUUAAAUACCACGAGCCAGUUAAAAUGGCUUUUCUCAUUACAACUGUCUCAUACAAAGUCCUACACUUGUGGUAUUUAUGCUCUAUUCUCGAAUGCUAGCCUACUUGUCAUUUAGUAAGUAGAUUCUGAUGAGGGAUUGAUUAUUUGUCUUUACUCCAACAAUAUUGUUUUAUUGAUAAUAUUGAAAUACAUAAUAAGUACACAUAAAUUAUACAUUCAACAAGUGACAAGCAAUUUUUCCAUAAAAGGGAGGCUGUUACAGAUAUACUGUAUCACAGAUGAGCUAUUUGUUGUUCAGUGCAUGUGAAUCACCAUGGCCUUGGAACUGUAGGCCCUUUUAAUAGUCUGGAAUUCAAGCAUGGGUUUGUAGAUGUCAGACAGUUUGUGUUGUGAACUUAUGACUGCUAAGGCAUUUAUUUAUUAACAUAUUUGAUCAAAUAGUGAAAAUGACCAUCAUGCAAUAUUGUGUCUUCUCCAAUCACCUAAGUUAAAAAUAAAUAACUUUGCUUGAUUGUGAUGUUAAUAUCAAUGAGACAUUUACUGUUGCAGUGGCUUGAACUUCCUGGACCUUAUGGUGCGUCAAGGGAAUAUUGACAAUCCUCCGAAAACUCCACUUGUCCCUGGAUUUGAAUGUUCUGGAAUAGUGGAGGCGAUGGGAGAAAACACAAAGGGAUUUGAGGUCAGUGUAUCCAGAUCACAGUAUGUUACAGAUGUUAUGUCAUGGAUUAGUAGCACAACUAUAUUGAUCUCACUUUGCAUUUUUACCCCAAAAAAUAUUGAUUUGCUGUUACGGUUUGAAAUGUUUAAUGUUGCUAUUUUGAAAUGCAUUGGUCAGAGUAGCAUGUGAGGGUUGGUGCAUUUCUAAAACAAACCUGUAACCAUGUCACCUCCCAAAUCUGCAUUUAACAUAUUUUAUAGCUGAUCCUUUCUUCUCUCCAGAUAGGAGACCGGGUUAUGGCUUUUGUAAAUUACAAUGCCUGGGCAGAGGUGGUUUGCACACCGCUGGAUUACGUCUAUAACAUGCCUGAUGAUAUGACUUUUCCUGAGGCAGCAGCCUUCUCCAUGAACUUCGUGGCUGCCUACAUGAUGCUGUUUGAGGUUGCCAAUCUGCGAGAGGGGAUGUCAGUAUUGGUCCACUCAGCAGGAGGGGGUGUGGUAAGUCAACGCCCGAGAGGAGGUGGAAAGAAAAACACAGCAUUUCCUGAAAUGAUAUCAGUGAUGUUACUAUAGAUACCACCAAGGUGUGUAGCUCUGGUGGCUCUUGAGGGUAACAGCCUGUGGCUAUUAUCAGGCAGCUCAGAUGCUGUUUUACAUAAUGCUUUAUUCAUGAUUAAGAUGGACAUGACAGGAGAUGGUGAGAUGUGGCUGAGAAAACGACAUCUAGGAAAGAUGUGACUGUGGUGGGAGAUGGACAUUGUCUGGGCUGUGCUGGUUAAAGUAUAUUAACACAGACUCUUCAGACUCUUUUUUACAAGACAUUGAAUUAUCAGGCUCCUGUAGCACAUUUCCCUUUAGCGAAAGCAGUUUGUGAUUCCCAGCUUUAAUAAUUAAACAGAACUAGAGAUGUAAUUAUGCUCUAGAGAUGCUCCUACAGACUAUAAUUCAUGAACAACCUGUUGCAGUUUGUCAACAUACAGUAGAGCGACUGCUCAGAUUUCAGACUGAUGCGCACAAUAGGAUAUAACUCUGUUGUUUAGUACCAUACUGUAGUAGAGAUGGACAAGAAAACAUUUACUGCCUUUACCUAGUGUGUUGAAUGAUUAAAAUAAUUAUUAUCAUUAUUUUUCAUAUCAAAGAUGGAUUAUGGUUGGUAAAGCUGUGAUGCAUAACCUGUGGAAAUGUAAUUGUCUGGAUUGGCCUUGUGUAAUAGUGUCUGUGCCUUGAAGAGUCUGACUGGGAUUGUGUGGUGUUUUUCAGGGUCAAGCUGUGGCUCAGCUGUGCUCCACUAUACCCAGCGUCACCGUGUUUGGAACGGCCUCAUCUUUCAAACAUGAAGCCAUCAAAGACUCUGUGACCCACCUCUUCGACAGAAACGUUGAUUAUGUACAAGAAGUUAAAAAGUAAGGUUUGUUUUUUGUUCUACAAGAACAAUUAUUGGUAUAAAAUGUUUCUUAUAAACAUAGAACUGCAGCAGUAAUUGUUCUUCACAAUUUUUAUGAAUAAGACUAAUUUGUUAGCAAAUGUGUAAUUUCAUUGGAUCUUACAGGUUUAUUAAAAUAUGUUUAGAUAUAAUUUCACAUAAUUACUAAUAAGCUCUUUUGGUUUAUAAUGUGCAAUUUGAUAUGUACAUAUGAAAUGACAAUGAUAAUGUGAUAACGUAGAACACAGAGCAUGUAGAGCUCAGGGAGGAUGCAGAUGUUAGUCGAUGCCAUAUUUGGACGUGUGGCUGCGGUCCCCAUGGCAACACACAGCUCGUCUCCGAGAGCAACGGCAGUGUGUGGGGCAGAGUGCUCAGAGGCUCUCUAAAGGCAACCUGCAACAGGCUGUCUGCUGGGGACGUGGAACAGCUGGGCCAAUCAGCAGAGAGCCCUGAUGCCUCAUAAAUACCAUCCCCAUUCAGAUCACACUGCAUGUCGUUGUCUUGUCUGUUCCAAACAUAUUGCUCACCAUAUGUCUGCUGCAGUCAUAGAACUAAAAGUGCUGAAAACAAAUUGGCUCCCUAUUUAAAAAGACGAUGGAGAACAAGCUAUGGAUGUUUUUCGUGCAGGUACAGACAACUACUGCAAAAAUAAUAUUGCGAUAUUGUCAAAACGAUACAAUAUAUCCUAAAAAAAUAAUAUCCCGAUAUGUAACUCUAUGGAUUUUGUCCCCCAUCACUAAUUAACAUGUUUGAUUGGCAAUCAGUGCAAUCCAUAGGGAUGCUGCCUCCUCAAUAGGAGACAAUCAGAAAAUAACCCUCUAUGCCAAGGCUAACUUCACAUCUACUGUCUAAUAGGAAUAGUGUUUUGGAGGUGAGUCAUGCAGUCAGGAGGCUUAAAGCAUGUCCAUCAGAUAGUCACAUUCUGAAUGUAUUCUGAAGAUAGUGCUUUAUAAAUGCAUACAUUUAACCAAGCUUUCCUCUUGAGUUCCUUUCUUAAGGAGCCUAAUCCUUGGUUCCCCCUCAGUACUUAUUGACCGAGGGAGAAUACUGUCUGCCUGCAUAUCACAAUGGUAGUAAAUACAGCCAUAUCAGAGGGAGAGGCAGAUUAAUAAGCCUUUCAUCUCUGUGGCCCCACAUUCCUCUCAGGAUCAAGAGCAAAGCAAAAUUAAAUUGGUCUCAAGUCGCCUCUUUUACAAUAGGCAAGGCCAUGGGCAUCAUAAGACCGCCAAGCAGUUUAGCCAAGCAGGCGGUCAGGCCACCAGGCAGAAAGAAAGGCAUUAGGACCCCUUGAUCAGAACAUGCCUCUCAUUCUUUCUUUCACAUUAGUGCUUUCAAGUGAGUCAUGCCAUGAAAAAUCGCACUGAUGGUUAACCUGUCCAAUGCUUAUAGGUAUUUUUAAUACUGUAUCACUUGAAAUCAAGAGUGGAAUUUGAUGGAACAAAAGGCUGAUCGAAACGUCAAUAAAGUGGAAUGUUUAGUAUUUGCUAAAAAUAUAAAUUUUAAGUAUUGAAAGCUGAACUAAACAUUGAAUGACUAAUAGAUUGAUAGGCGUCUGAUGAAGCCUGCAGUCGAGGCUGUCUGUAAAUGAGGAACAUGUUGAUUCUCGUUAAUUGAAUUUCCUGUAUUUGGUAGGAUCUCUCCAGAGGGAGUGGACAUCGUCCUGGACUGUCUGUGUGGGGAGAACACUGGUAAAGGCCUCGGUCUGCUGAGGCCUCUGGGAACCUACAUCCUCUACGGUUGGUGUCCUGUCACGAUGCUACUCAUACAUUUGCUACAUUGUGCCACCAGUAUCACACAUAAGACUCUUGAGAUAUGAUGUGGUAUUAGCCUGUGAAUGUUGGAAGUAUCUUGAGUGACAUUUUUUAUUUAGAACAUUUCAAACUUACUGACAGGUAUUGUAUAUAGGUUAGGCACCAUUGCACUUGUGCUAUACAUAUACAGUGCUUUCAAGAAGUAUUCACACCCGAUGACUUAUUCCAUAUUUUGUUGGUUUACAGCCUGAAUUGAAAAUUGAUUAAAUCGAUUUUUUUCUCUCACCCAUCUACACACAAUAUCCCACAAUGACAAAGUGAAAACAUGUUUUUAGAAAUGUUAGCAAUUUUAUUCACAAUUAAAUGGUCCUCUGUAGCUCAAUUGGUAGAGCAUGGCGCUUGUAACGCCAGGGUAGUGGGUUCGAUCCCCGGGACCACCCAUAUGUAAAAGUGUAUGCACACAUGACUGUAAGUCGCUUUGGAUAAAAGCGUCUGCUAAAUGGCAUAUUAUAUUAUAUUAUUAUAUUAAAUACAGAAAUAUCUCAUUUACAUAAGUAUUCACACUCCUGAGUCAAUACAUGUUAGAAUCACAUUUGGCAGCAAUUACAACUGUGAGUCUUUCUGGGUAAGUCUCUUAAGAGCUUUGCAAACCUGGAUUGUACAAUAUUUGCCCAUUAUUCUUUAAAAGAUUCUUAAAGCUCUGUCAAAUUGGUUGUGGAUCAUUGCUAGACAACCAUUUUCAAGUCUUCCCAUAUAUUUUCAAGCAGAUUUAAGUCAAAACUGUAACUUGGCCACUCAGGAACAUUCAAAGUCUUCUUGGUAAGCAACUCCAGUGUAGAUUUGGCCUUGUAUUUUAGAUUAUUGUCCUGCUGAAAGGUGAAGUAAUCUCCCAGUGUCUGGUGGAAAGCAGACUGAACCAGGUUUUCCUGUAGGAUUUGCCUGUGCUUAGCUCCAUUCUGUUUAUUUUGUAUUCUGAAAAACUCCAGUCGUUAACAAUUACAAGCAUACCCAUAACUUGAUGCAGCCACCACUAUACUUGAAAAUAUGGAGAGUAGUACUCGGUCAUGUGUUGUAUUGUAUUUGCCCCAAACAUAACACGUUGUAUUCAGGACAAAAAGUGAAUUGCUUUGCCACAUUUUUUGCAGUAUUACUUUAAUGUCUUUUCACUAUGUCAAUUAGGUUAGUAUUGUAGAGUAACUACAAUUUUGUUGAUCCAUCCUCAGUUUUUUCCUUUCACAGCCAUUCAACUCUGUAACUUUUUUAAAGUCAUGGUGAAAUCCCUGAGCGGUUUCCUUCGUCUCCGGCAACUGAGUUAGAAAGGACGCCUGUAUCUUUGUAGUGACUGGGUGUAUUGAAACACCAUCCAAAGUGUAAUUAAUAACCUCACCGUGCUCAAAGGGAUAUUCAAGGUCUGCUUUUUAUUGUAUUUGUUUACCCAUCUACCAAUAGGUGCCCUUCUUUGCGAGGCAAAGUGGUCUUAGUGGUUGAAUCUGUGUUUGAAAUGCACUGCUCGACUGAGGGACCUUACAGAUACAGUGGGGAAAAAAAGUAUUUAGUCAGCCACCAAUUGUGCAAGUUCUCCCACUUAAAAAGAUGAGAGAGGCCUGUAAUUUUCAUCAUAGGUACACGUCAACUAUGACAGACAAAUUGAGCAAAAGAAAUCCAGAAAAUCACAUUGUAGGAUUUUUAAUGAAUUUAUUUGCAAAUGAUGGUGGAAAAUAAGUAUUUGGUCACCUACAAACAAGCAAGAUUUCUGGCUCUCACAGACCUGUAACUUCUUCUUUAAGAGGCUCCUCUGUCCUCCACUCGUUACCUGUAUUAAUGGCACCUGUUUGAACUUGUUAUCAGUAUAAAAGACACCUGUCCACAACCUCAAACAGUCACACUCCAAACUCCACUAUGGCCAAGACCAAAGAGCUGUCAAAGGACACCAGAAACAAAAUUGUAGACCUGCACCAGGCUGGGAAGACUGAAUCUGCAAUAGGUAAGCAGCUUGGUUUGAAGAAAUCAACUGUGGGAGCAAUUAUUAGGAAAUGGAAGACAUACAAGACCACUGAUAAUCUCCCUCGAUCUGGGGCUCCACGCAAGAUCUCACCUCGUGGGGUCAAAAUGAUCACAAGAACGGUGAGCAAAAAUCCCAGAACCACACGGGGGGACCUAGUGAAUGACCUGCAGAGAGCUGGGACCAAAGUAACAAAGCCUACCAUCAGUAACACACUACGCCGCCAGGGACUCAAAUCCUGCAGUGCAAGACGUGUCCCCCUGCUUAAGCCAGUACAUGUCCAGGCCCGUCUGAAGUUUGCUAGAGUGCAUUUGGAUGAUCCAGAAGAGGAUUGGGAGAAUGUCAUAUGGUCAGAUGAAACCAAAAUAGAACCUUUUGGUAAAAACUCAACUCGUCGUGUUUGGAGGACAAAUAAUGCUGAGUUGCAUCCAAAGAACACCAUACCUACUGUGAAGCAUGGGGGUGGAAACAUCAUGCUUUGGGGCUGUUUUUCUGCAAAGGGACCAGGACGACUGAUCCGUGUAAAGGAAAGAAUGAAUGGGGCCAUGUAUCGUGAGAUUUUGAAUGAAAACCUCCUUCCAUCAGCAAGGGCAUUGAAGAUGAAAUGUGGCUGGGUCUUUCAGCAUGACAAUGAUCCCAAACACACCGCCCGGGCAACGAAGGAGUGGCUUCGUAAGAAGCAUUUCAAGGUCCUGGAGUGGCCUAGCCAGUCUCCAGAUCUCAACCCCAUAGAAAAUCUUUGAAGGGAGUUGAAAGUCUGUGUUGCCCAGCGACAGCCCCAAAACAUCACUGCUCUAGAGGAGAUCUGCAUGGAGGAAUGGGCCAAAUUACCAGCAACAGUGUGUGAAAACCUUGUGAAGACUUACAGAAAACGUUUGACCUGUGUCAUUGCCAACAAAGGGUAUAUAACAAAGUAUUGAGAAACUUUUGUUAUUGACCAAAUACUUAUUUUCCACCAUAAUUUGCAAAUAAAUUCAUAAAAAAUGCUACAAUGUGAUUUUCUGGAAUUUUUUUUCUAAUUUUGUCUGUCAUAGUUGACGUGUACCUAUGAUGAAAAUUACAGGCCUCUCUCAUCUUUUUAAGUGGGAAAACUUGCACAAUUGGUGGCUGACUAAAUACUUUUUUCCCCCACUGUAAUUGUAUGUGUGGGGUACAGAGAUGAGAUAGUCAUUCAAAAAUCAUAUUAAAAACUAGUAUUGCACACAGAGUCUAUGCAACUACUUACACUACAUGACCAAAAGUAUGUGGACACCUGCUCGUCGAACAUCUCAUUCCAAAAUCAUGGGUAUUAAUAUGGAGUUGGUCCACCCUUUGCUGCUAUAACAACCUCCACUCUUCUGGGAAGGCUUUCCACUAGAUGUUGGAACAUUGCUGCGGCGACUUGCUUCCAUUCAGCCAAAAGAGCAUUAGUGAGGUUGGGCACUGAUGUUGGGCGAUUGGGCCUGGCUCGCAGUCUGUAUGGACCUCGCUUUGUACAUGGGGGCAUUGUCAUGCUGAAACAGGAAAGGGCCUUCCCCAAACUGUUGCCACAAAGUUGGAAGCACAGAAUCGUCUAGAAUGUCAUUGUAUGCUGUAGCGUUAAGAUUUCCCUUCACUGUAACUAAGGGGCCUAGCCCGAACCAUGAAAAACAGCCCCAGACCAUUAUUCCUCCUCCACCAAACUUUACAGUUGGGACUAUGCAUUCGGGCAGGUAGCGUUCUCCUGGCAUCCGCCAAACCCAGAUUUGUCAGUCGGACGGCAAGAUGGUGAAGCGUGCUUCAUCACCAGAGAACGCGUUUCCACUGCUCCAGAGUCCAAUGGUGGCGAGCUUUACACCACUCCAGCCGACGCUUGGCAUUGCACAUGGUGAUAUUAGGCUUGUGUGUGGCUGCUCGGCCAUGUAAACCCAUUUCAUGAAGCACCCGAUGAACAGUUCUUGUGCCGACGUUGCUUCCAGAGGCAGUUUGGCACUCGGUAGUGAGUGUUGCAACCGAGGACGAUUUUUACUUGCUUCAGCACUUGGCAGUCCCGUUCUGUGAGCUUGUAUGGCCUACCACUUCAUGUCUGAGCCGUUGUUGCUCAUAGACAUUUACACAUAUAGCACUUAUAGUUGACCGGGGCAGCUCUAGCAGGGUAGAAAUUUGACGAAACAACUUGUUGGAAAGGUGGCAUCCUAUGACGGUGCCACGUUGAAAGUCACUGAGCUCUUCAGUAAGGCCAUUCUACUGCCAAUGUUUGUCUGUGGAGAUUGCAUGGCUGUGUGCUCGAUUUUAUACACCUGUCAGCAGCGGGUGUGGCUGAAAUAGCCGAAUCCACUAAUUUGAAGGGGUGUCCACAUAUUUCUGUAUAUAUAGUGUGUUUGACUUGUUAAGCAAAUUUUUACUCCUAAACUUAUUUAAGCUUGCCAUAACGAAGGGGUUGAAUACUUUUCAUUUUUAAUUACAAAAAAUUACAAAAAGGAAAAACAUCAUUCCACUUUGACAUUAUGGGGUACUUUAUUGUGUUUAGACCAGUGACGAAAAAUAUCAAUUUAAUCCAUUUAAAAUGUAGGCUGAAACACAACAAAAUGUGGAAAAAGUCAAGGGGUGUGAAUACUUUCUGAAGGCACUGUUUCCUAUGACAUAGCUUAGACCACAAAUAUCUUUAAAAUGUCUUGUAAUAUAUAGGCUCAAGCUCUUCAGAUUUUCACCUCGUCUAAGGACACUUAGAAUACAGAUGAUCCUAUUAUUUCUAGGUAAUAUCCCUCCAUCUACUCAAUAGUCAAUCUGGACAGAAUUUAAGCGACUGCUUGAACCUCAUUGAAAACUAGGCGUGCGUUGUGAUUCAGUGUGAAAUUUUGGUUAAUUAAAAUUGAUUAAAAAAUGACACCUGAAUUUAUUUUACUGCCUUUGGCUUUUGUCCACAUCUGAAUUGUUUAAUUACAAGAUUCUUCUUGUGUUUCAGAUCAUGUAGAAUUAGAGUUCCUGUCAGUAUGACAGUCGUGGAGUUGUAACACUAGUGCGGCAUGAAUCAAUUAAUGGUAUGACGGUGAACAGAUUUCAUGAGCUGUGCCAGGACACGCUCUGCCAGAUCUAAAAGAGACAACCACUCCUCCCCCACAAUAACCCCUCAUCACCUCUAGGCUCUUUACUGUUCACCCUUCACUUCAGCCCAACAGUUAACACCGCCACCCUGUCUCUCUCUAUAAGCUUGUGUCUUUGUUUUUGUGUUUUCAGGCUCAUCAAACAUGGUGACUGGGGAAACAAAGAGUUUCUUCAGCCUUGCAAAAUCUGUGAGUCAGAAAUGCUGAGUCUGUCACUGAGUUUAAAGAAUGGAACAGUCUGUUUAAUAUUUAUUGAACAUUCAUUACUUACAUGGUAAAUGAAACACAAAUGAGUUAUUGGGGAGAGUGAUGUGUGUGUCUCUGGUUUGACUCCCCAGUGGUGGCAGGUUGAGAAGGUGAACCCUAUUAAACUCUACGAGGAGAACAAGGUCAUCGCUGGAUUCUCGCUGCUCAACCUCCUGUUCAAGCAGGGCAGGUGUGGGCAGGUGAAGACGGUGGUGGAGAAACUCUUCUCCCUAUACAACCAGAAGAAGAUCAAACCUGUGGUGGACUCCCUGUGGGCACUGGAGGAGGUAAGGGGACAGCUGGUGGGCAGGGACAUUUCCCUGAACACAUCUGGCAUGAUGUCUUUGACUGGCAGGUCUACUGUACAGCCAACUAACAGAUGGGUAGGGAAGUCUUAGAGAAGGUGGUAUGGAAACGUCUUGGAUGGAGUGUCAUCUGUUGUUUGUCACUGUUCAGCUGUUAGUGGACGUUGUUUCGGCCCACAGAUGGCAGGUGGGCCGUUGUUUUGAUGGCUGUAGUUAGGCGACGUUCACAUUCACGCCCACAUUAAUUCCAAUGUACCAAUCAUCAAUCCCUCCUCUCCAUCUCUGCCAGUGCAUUUCUCUGGGUUUCUGUCUUCCUCUUUCUGUUUCUACACCGUCACCAAAUCUGUUUGUAAAGAAACACAAAUGUGACAUUUGGGUGUUUCAACACAUUCUGUUAUUUCUGUGGACUUGCUAGUGGAAUUGCUAGUGGUUAGCAGGCAGCACAGCACAGAGGGGCAUAGAGUCAUUUAUUGAGACUACAGUCCUGCUGCUAUGAGGUAGAAGAUUGGUGGUUUCAUUAUUCACAAGAUCCCCUGCUUAUAAAAUAGUGAAAGGCUUUCCAGAGCUUUUCCUCUCCUUUCAUAUUACUGGUGUUUACCUCCACUCAGUUAUUUCUUUAUACAGAUAUACAGUAUAUAUACAGAUAUUCACCUAAAUCUGUCUCAAGUGAAAGAAUGAAUAGACAAAUUGAAUUAUUUCUGUCCUUUCAAUCCAAUGUCUGUGACACUUAGGUUACUGUACAUUUCAUUGAUCCAUUCCAGUUUUUCUGGUAAGGCUGACAUGUUAUUUGAGUAGAAACAGUCAAGGGGAUACAGUGUGUCAUGUAAUUUGAUUGAUUUACAUUGUGUUGUUCAGGUGGCCAGUUCAAAUCACCGAGCCGACCUCUCUGAUUCAGAGGGGUUGGGUUAAAAGCAGAAGUAAAGUUUUGGUUGUGUGCACUUGACGAUAAAAAUAAAUGCCAUCCUUUCUUUGCUUAAUUUUGGAGCUGAAAUUUGCUGCCUGCAAACAUGUUCUUGCGUCAUUCCGGUUUUGAAGUUACAGAAUAAUUGGCAUUUCCAGCAGAGAGAGGAGUGCGAGGAAAGCCUGUUUGAAUAG